AUGAGUGGUAAACUGAAGCGGAAGGAGUGCAUGUACUUGCGCUGUAGCUUGACUGCUUUGAAAAGACAAACUUGUUCUCCUCCCCUUGAGUUCUUUUCCUGCGAGGAUCAUCCCGCCGAGCAUUUGGAAGAUGUUAAAGCCAGCAGUAUCAUGAUUGUCACCGCGGGCGCAGCGGUCCUAAAGGUCAACGAUGCUGAAGAGUCAGUCAAAGAGGGUGACGCCAUUUUCCUGGCUGUCGACGUGGGCGCGCUACCUGUCUCGACUUCCCCAGGUUUCACAGCAUACAGAGCGUUCACACCACUGAGCUAG
This is a messenger RNA of Enterobius vermicularis (human pinworm), 309 nucleotides long. Lineage: Eukaryota; Metazoa; Nematoda; Chromadorea; Rhabditida; Oxyuridae. The record is from the annotation of a GenBank genome assembly.